Messenger RNA from Pseudo-nitzschia multistriata, 1283 nucleotides. Lineage: Eukaryota; Bacillariophyta; Bacillariophyceae; Bacillariales; Bacillariaceae. The record is from the annotation of a GenBank genome assembly.
AAUACGUUGUUUUGGAAGUUCACCGCAAUUGCACGGGAGGGGAAAAUCGAAGGGAGUAUGAAAACGAGAAGAACACACCGUGUUAUAAUAGUAAGAAGUUUUUGAAAGAAUGGGAAUGCAAUUUUCAAACCUCUUUAGCAGUGGUAGCGGUAGUAGCAGCAACACUGAAGAWCCAUUUUCGUUCUCUGAACUCAACAAGGCACAUGCGUCCUCUAAAGCAUCGUURCCAGAUCCGGUCUUUGUCRAUGCCAGCGACGGCGUGAAAUUGGCCGUUAGAAUCUUUCGACCGAGAAACACGGAAACGAGCUCAGACAAGGAAAAUGAGGAAGAAUCUAUAGCACUGGUGUUUUACCACGGUGGCGGGGCUCACUCUGGCGCCGGAUAYCCAACCAUGGCGGAAGGACUCGCAAGGGAAUACGGUAUUUCUGUAUACCUUCCAGAUCUACGAGGUCACGGUUGCUCCGGAGGACCCCGCGGUGAUGCUCCCUCGCAGGAGCAGGUUUGGAGAGACAUAAGCACAGUCCUCGACUUCGUCGCCCGAGACCAAAACAAACUCGAUGUUGAUAACAAAGGAGAAAAACUAUCUAAUAAGAUAUACCUGGGAGGCCACUCCUCUGGGGGUGGCGUUGUCGUGAACUAUGUAUCAUGGCAAGACAAAAAUCAAUCUUCCGUGGCUAUAUCGGGUUAUGUCUUGGUCGCUCCCCAACUCGGACACAACUCCUGCACGGCCCGUCCCAAAACAAGCAAUCGUCCGGACUUCGCGAAGGUCAAUAUCCCCGCGUUCAUUUUCAAUGGMAUUUUUGGUGUUCUCGGUAACUUUGCAGCGGUUCAAUUCAAYUAUCCAGCAGAUAUAUUAGAACAAGACGAAGGAAUGGUAGCAUUCAAUACCGUUAAUAUGGCCAAUGCUAUCACACCAGUAGAUCCAAAAGCGCAGAUCGAAACAAGCAUGGGYCAGGAUUCCUUGUCAACGUUACAAUCACCACCGAUCGGUCUCUGGGUAGGUUCGGAAGAUGAGCUGUUUCUUCCCGAAAAAGUUGCGGCCUAUAUUCCUAGUAGCGAGAAAAAUGUAGGAAUUGUAGUUCCCGGCGAAAAUCAUCUUGGUAUCUUGGUGCGUGUCCACGAGCAAAUUGGACCAUGGAUUACACGUAGAAAUGAGUGAUUGUCUUGCGGAACAUGAAUCAUACGAACGUUUCAAUGCAAAAACUACUGUAAUCAUCGGUUUCAAACCACACCAGUUUUUGGUUUCUGUAAUAUUAAUAACAUAAUAAUAUUUUUAGUGUUGU